UGCACUUGCAAAGUAAAAUGGAUCUCUCUGUUUUGUUUAUGCCAAACAGCCAAACGACAGAGGAUGAAGGUAAUGGGCUGAAAAGAACUCAAAACGUAGAAACGGAAAUAAAGCAAGCCGAAUUAAUGCAGUUGUUUCAUAAAAUGAUAAAAAUUCCUGAGCUGACAAAAAAUGCAGUCGUUCAGUGAACAUGCAAUGCAUGCAAUGCGCAGACUGUCAAGUCACGUGUUGGACAAUGAAUUUUCUACCACUGGAGAUUGGAUCAGGAAUUUUAUCCAGAUAUUUCUACUCAUCUUUACGUUCAUGCCUUAGUCUUGACAGCAGCAGACUUGGCAGCGAAUCAUGCCAACUGGUUAACACUGUACUUUGAAUUGUUAAGUAGAAAACAAGUACAAAUGAUAAUAGCACUAGCAUUGUUCACCGGUGAUGGGAAAGUUCAGCAGAAAAUCUUGCAGCUAGUGUUUUGCAGCUUGAUUGGAUUUCCACAAGAAUGUGUUUCUGGAGUGGAACUUUGCAUGAAAGAACUAGAGCGAUUAAUACUAGUUCAGAGUAUGAACAACAAUAUUCUGUUGUGAAUCUCGAAUAAAGCCUCCUAGAAUUAUACCAGGAAAGAAUUAGCGCCCUUAUUUUUUAUUGCGUAAGAAGAACGCCUGGAUGCGUCCUUGGCCAAAUUGAAGUCAACUUUUGAAUUGCAACAGAUUAGUGAUGCUCCAAUGUCUGCAUUGAUGAAAUUAAAUGAAUAUAAGUUAGCAGCAAUGAGAUGUUCUGAAAGGACGACGCAAGCAAGUUUAAAACCAGCAGAUAAUAAUACUAAUAAUUUGCAACAUAGAUUUGCGCAAGUAAUAGCUAAGUCUUGUAGAUUACACCAAUUAUCAUUUGAUAUUCAACAGUGUUCGAAAGGGAUAAAAUCUGAAAUAACUAUAUUAACAGAAAAGCUUAGUGAGACAGAUCAAACUAGAAAAGCGCUUAUAGAGAAACAAGAAAUCGAAUCUUUGAAAAAAAUUGUAAUAGAGAAGUCAACAAAUUUGGAAAAUAUGUUAGAGAAAAAUAAUGCAGAGCUGGGAACUAGUCAAAGUGAUAUAUCUGCACUUAAGUAAAAAAAUCACAAUUGACAUAUGCUACAGACAUAUGACUAAACCAUAUCGAAGAAAGAUAAGAGUAUUCAAAGAAUAAAAGGAGAAUUGUCAGAGUUGAGUUGCAUGCGGGAUAUGAUUUAAGCUUACUACUAAAAACAAAGACGACAUAAAUUCAAAUUAGUGACUAUUAAUAAUCUCAGUUGUUUGAGCCGACAGUUAAGAAAUAUACAGUAAGGUCUUGCAACAGUUCUAAUGUAAUUUCUGUUUAUUUAUAUCAUAUAUACACGUAUAUACACAUACAUUUUUUAAUAAAAAUUAUGAAAUUA
Monomorium pharaonis (pharaoh ant) is the source of this 1402-nucleotide messenger RNA. RefSeq lists its product as uncharacterized. Lineage: Eukaryota; Metazoa; Arthropoda; Insecta; Hymenoptera; Formicidae. The coding region runs from base 714 to 1097 and encodes 127 amino acids. The record is from RefSeq and is a predicted model, not a curated record. The transcript has 6 exons.